Penicillium paradoxum is the source of this 627-nucleotide messenger RNA. RefSeq lists its product as uncharacterized. The transcript has 2 exons. Lineage: Eukaryota; Fungi; Ascomycota; Eurotiomycetes; Eurotiales; Aspergillaceae. The record is from RefSeq and is a predicted model, not a curated record. Bases 1 to 627 code for a protein of 208 amino acids.
AUGUCUACGAUACACAGCAGUGAAGUAACCGGAAAUCUCACCAAUGAGAAAGUUUUCGUCGGAGAUGAGGCCGGGGUUUAUGCUCGAUUCCAGCAAGCUGCUGGACAGGUCCUUGGUGCAGUAUUCGAGGCUCAAUCAAUCAAUAUAGCACUAGGGGACUUCAAGUCCACUGGACUUGCAUACAGCAAGACCCCCGACGUGGUCAUGCUCUCUUUACCCGAUCUGCAAAACGCCAAUGCGCAGCAACUAAGAGUUGUCGGCGAAGUCAAGGUACCGUGGUUGAUGGAGCAUCGACUUGACUUGUGUGCUACAAAUUCAACUUUGUUGCGAGAGGUCCUUGCGCAACCUAUUUCAUACAUGUUAGACCUUGGUUGUGUGUAUGGCUUCAUCACCAAUUACCGCCAGACCAUAUUCUUACGACAAAGUCAGGUCGGAUCAACUUGGAGAAUUGAGCAUUCCCCCGUGAUCAAAUCAUCCGUCAGAUAUGCGCCUCUAGACCCCGAAAAUCAGUCUACCGGACCUGUGUUGUCCUUCAAUCAAUGUCUUCUGUAUCUUGCUACCAUUGCUGAAGCCCAGGGGCCGAUUUCCAAUCCCACUCCUCGCAGUCAAUGGAUCAGACGGCGUUAA